UAAUAAUAAAAAAUUAAAAACACAAAUAAUAAUAUUUAUAUUAAAGUGAACACUAAGUUCAAAAUGUUUUUUCUUUCUCCUCGUUAAUCGAACAUGUAACUUAUUGUAAAUAGCAAUUUGAUAUCGUGACGAUGAAGUCCAGCGAAGUAGACGUGGUCAAGAUGAUAGAUGCCAACAAAAUGCGGAAGGAGAAAAAGUUGUCGGUAAGUUCUAUCAAUAGUAGUCCGGCAUCCGAUUUAAAACCUCGAGUGGUGACUGUCAAGCAACAUGAUUCAAAAAAGUUGUACACGCCAACUGCUAAAAAAGAAAAUACAAAAAAAAUUGUUCAAGAUGCAACAAAGGAGAUUCAAAACUGCAAUGAUAGUUCUGAAUGGCGUCUAGAUUUGAGUAAAUCAGGAUUGACUAAAGUACCAAUAACUAUUAGAGAUGCUACACAAUUGACUGAAUUGUAUUUGUAUGGUAAUAAAUUGAUAACUUUACCAUCAGAAAUUGGAUGUCUGACCAACUUACAGACUUUAGCACUCAGUGAAAACUCUCUGACCUGCCUACCGGAUUCACUAGCUAAUCUUACUAGUCUUAAAGUCUUAGACCUAAGGCAUAACAAACUUACUGAAGUACCAGAAGUUGUCUAUAAGCUAGAUACAUUAACUACAUUGUUUUUGCGCUUCAAUCGUAUACGUACAGUGAGUGAUGACAUUAGUAAAUUAGUCAAUCUAGUCAUGCUCAGUUUACGAGAAAAUAAAAUUAAAGAACUCUCAUCUGGUAUCGGUAAACUAGAAAGAUUAAUUACAUUUGAUGUGUCACAUAAUCAUUUGGAACAUUUACCAGAAAAGAUAGGAAAUUGUAUACAAUUGUCUACACUAGACCUUCAACAUAAUGAACUUGUCGACAUUCCUGAAACAAUUGGUAAUCUUAAAAAUCUGACACGAUUAGGGUUACGAUACAACAGAUUGAAAAUUUUACCAAAUUCAUUGAGUAAUUGUAAUCGAAUGGAUGAAUUCAAUGUAGAAGGUAACAUGCUUAGUUGUUUGCCGGAUGGUCUUCUUGUUAACUUGAAAGAAAUGAACAGUAUAACACUAGCUAGAAAUAGUUUCACAGCAUAUCCUACUGGAGGGCCUGCACAGUUUAUUUCUGUAGAUUCAAUUAAUUUUGAACAUAACAAAAUUGAUAAAAUACCCUAUGGAAUAUUUUCCAAAGCUAAUUACCUUACAAAAUUAAAUAUGAAAGAUAAUGCCUUGACAUCAUUACCAUUAGAUGUUGGUUCUUGGACCAAUAUGGUUGAGUUAAAUGUGGCAACAAACAUGAUUACCAAAUUGCCUGAUGAUAUACAAUAUCUUCAAUCUUUGGAAGUGUUGGUCUUAUCCAACAAUCUAUUGAAAAGACUGCCGGCUACCAUAGGAAAUCUUCAAAAACUUAGAGUGCUUGAUAUUGAAGAAAACAAACUAGAAACAUUACCUCAAGAAAUUGGUUAUUUGCGAGAACUGCAAAAAUUAAUUUUACAGUCAAACCAAUUGCUAUCUCUACCUCGAGCAAUCGGUCAUCUCACAAAUCUGGCAUACCUCAGUGUCGGUGAAAACAAGCUUAGUACAUUACCUGAAGAAAUUGGUACACUCGAAAAUUUGGAAGCACUUUACAUUAACGAUAACCAAAGUCUUCAUCAUUUGCCAUUCGAACUUGCCUUGUGUUCCAAGUUGCAGUUGUUGGGAAUUGAAAAUUGUCCGUUGAGUCAACUUGGAGAUGCAGUUAAAGGUGGUCCAUCUUUAGUAAUGACUUAUCUCAAGGUAAAUGGCCCAUACCGUACUCUGUGAAAUUUUUUUAAUUGGUGUGGUAUUUCCAUUUGAUAUCUCUAACACAAUAUUGCUGUGAGUCUAAUAAAAGUUUGUUAAUAUUUGUUAUUGUAUUUAAAAGAUUUAUUUUAACACAAAUAUUGAAACUUUAUUUUAAUAGAUCACGAGUAGUAUUGCGUAUUAUUCCCUGACUUCCAUUAUGAAACCAUGUAAGAAAAAAUGUGUUUUUAAUUCUUGGGAUUUUUAGUAGGAAAAAUAUUAUAUUCUUAUAAGUUGCAUCAAACAUG
Molecule: messenger RNA, 2074 nt
Organism: Melanaphis sacchari
Lineage: Eukaryota; Metazoa; Arthropoda; Insecta; Hemiptera; Aphididae
Gene: Sur-8
Product: leucine-rich repeat protein soc-2 homolog
Exons: 1
Coding region: 132-1808 (558 amino acids)
Molecular function (GO): protein binding
Source: RefSeq, a predicted model, not a curated record